This is a messenger RNA of Arabidopsis arenosa, 1730 nucleotides long. NCBI's taxonomy places the organism in Eukaryota, Viridiplantae, Streptophyta, Magnoliopsida, Brassicales, Brassicaceae. The record is from the annotation of a GenBank genome assembly.
AAUCGAUCAGUGAUUUUCUUCGGUUACUUGCAUUUUCCCCAAGGAAAGAGAAGAAAGAGAGAAAGUGACUGUGGAGGUUUGAGAGAGAUAGUGAAAUGGAGAUGGAUGAAGAUAUGGAAAUCGAGUCAAUGGUGUUUGAGGUAAAAGAGAUCGAUCUGGAGUACGAGUUUGAUGCGGCGAGGUGGUACGAUUUUACUCGAGAGGAGUUACCGGCGGAGUCUCAAGCCGCUGAGUUCUGGUUUCAUUCUGCUCCGUCGUACGCUCCUUCUCCUUUUGUAACAAAACUGUUACUUAGAGAGGAGGUUUAUGAUGACAAGACUGAGACAUCUACGAGAUCAGAGGAUGAGGAACUCGCAGCAGAUGUUUGUGAUAAGUAUAAAGGAAUCUUUCACCAACCAAAUCAUUUAGCCACAGAUUUGAAUAAGACAGGAAGUAGAAUGCGUUCUGGGAUUUUUUCCUCUCAACAAGGCAGUAAUUUGAAGAAAGUUCCAAAUCAGCCCAUAUGGAAAGGGCCGACGGUUAGCAAUCACAAACACACUGAUAAACCAAAAUUCCGAGCUAAGUCCAGUAUCAGACCAACUCCAAGGAGCUCAACGUUAAUGAGACCUACUGCUAGCCAGUUAGCAAAACAAAAUAAUGCCAGUAAAUUCCAUAUGCAAGUGGAUCCAAGUCAUGAUAAAGGAAGUUGCGGGACAUCUGGGACUGAAGUUCAAGCGUCUAAAAGACAGAAGCUUGAUGGAGGUCUUCUUCGUAAGGUUGCUGAUACAAAGCAGGAAAUGAGUUUUGUCCACAAGAUACCCAAGAAGGAUACAACUCUUGAUAGAAACUUACAACAUGCCAGGACAAAGAUUACUAUCCCACAAGAGCCUGAUUUUGCUACGUCACAGAGGGCUCACAGGAUACGGCACAAGAAUGACGCGAAGUUAGAACAGGACUCAACAACUGUAUAUAGAUUCAAAGCACGCCCAUUUAACCGAAAGAUAUUUGAUGCUCCCUCAUUGCCCAUCCGGAAAAAGAGCACUCCGAAACUACCAGAAUUUCAAGAAUUCCAUUUGAAGACUUCAGAAAGGGCUAUGCAACAUUCAUCAGCAGUAACAACAAGGUCUCAUGCAUAUAAGGGGUUAGACAAAUCUAUUCUAACUGAUAUGAUUGACGGUGAUAACAAGGAAAGUAAGAGACCAAGCGUUAUGGAUAUAUCAAAACAUGAUGUCUCAGAAGGAAGUCACGUUUUUAAAGCUCGUCCUCUGAACAAGAAGAUACUUUCAAGCAGAGGAGACAUGGGCAUUUUCAAAAAUAGCAAGCGAGAAACAACAGUACCUUUGGAGUUUAAUUUUCAUUCGGAAAAGAGAGUUCAACCAGAUUUACCGACAGACCUUUUCAGCAAGCUCUCCAUCAAAUCCGAGCUCCAGCCAAACGAUGGAUCUCGCACAAGAUUAUUUCAACCAAAGGUCUCGAAGGAAAAUAGAAUGAACUCUUUCCAAGCAAGGAAUGAGGUACCAAGAUUGGCAGCGGGAAAACCAGUCUCUUCAGCGGGACAACAGAUACAAUUUGGUAAUAGUGGAAUAACUCCUGAAACAAACCAGCAAUGGACAGCUAGUAGGAGCUUAGGCAUUCGCUGAUGGUACAGAAACGCGCAUUUGUAGUAUCUGGAAUCAUCGCCUUAUGUACAUUCAGAAUUGGUUCUUCUUCAACCUGAAGCUAACAUUUUGAAAUCAAAAGAAGUAUAGACC